This is a messenger RNA of Oncorhynchus masou masou (cherry salmon), 1969 nucleotides long. RefSeq names its product RING finger protein 227-like. The record is from RefSeq and is a predicted model, not a curated record. The coding region runs from base 123 to 626 and encodes 167 amino acids. Gene Ontology annotation, biological process: protein ubiquitination. The transcript has 2 exons. NCBI's taxonomy places the organism in Eukaryota, Metazoa, Chordata, Actinopteri, Salmoniformes, Salmonidae. Gene Ontology annotation, molecular function: ubiquitin protein ligase activity.
GCUGUCAAGUGAGAUCCCUACCUCCAACGCACUUCCCCCUCUAAAAAUCAAAACACACUGUAGCCUCAUAAUUCAGAUAGUUCAUUCUCGUUGAAUGAAACAGCACCCAAAGAGAAACAAAAAUGUGUUCAGAACAUGAGUGCGGAAUUUGUUACAGAAGCUACAACACGGAUCGUCGGUGUCCUCGUGAGUUACAGUGUAACCACAUCUUUUGUGAGAGCUGUAUCGUGACUCUUUCUCGACCCUCGGUAUGUGAAGUGGAAUCCAGGAAGGAAUGUUCGCGGCAGGACAAGACAAUUGUUUGCCCACUGUGCCGGUACACAACGUCGGUCUCGGGUAAAGUGAGGGCAGCGCUUCGGGUAGACGAAGGUAUUCUUGAGCGCAUGGUGUCAUCUGGCGUACUAAGCAUGACAGACGACGAGGAGGAUCGUGAAGAUGAUGAGACUUCUCAUGAGAACUCAGCCGAGGAAAGGGACUCCUCUUCGGAUUCCGUAGUUGGAAGGUUCCGCCGUUCGCUGAGGCGCGUCUGGGGCAAAUUAACUCGGAAUAAUGACCAACGGAGAGCGGAUUGUAUGACUGAUGAGGACCUACGAGACCUUGCCAUGAUGUCAUGCUACAUCAUUUGAUGAGGACUUCGUUGGAAAAAAGUAAUCAGCUGCUGCUGCACCUGAUUGAUCAGAGAGAGGGUGUUGCUGUCCAUGAGCCAACGCUACAGUAUUUAGAAUGCAGAAGACUGGCGGGUCCAGUUGGAAGUUGGAGCAUGCAGGAAUAUAGCCUCUUCGCACCGGGAGACCUAUACACGUUGAUCUCCCGUUGCUGAAGUUGACAUCCCUUACCCCAAAUAACAUAUUUACCAGCCCUCUGGUUUAUUUACGAGAAACUUUACCCGUCACUGAGGCAAUUCUAUAAUCCUGUUUGCGAAAAUACUUCCCUAACCUGCUUCGAAAAGUCAUUUCCAGUCGUAGCUGUAUCCAAAGUGGGUGGCUAUACAAUGUUUGAACUAUGGUAAAAAUUGUAUGAAUAUACAUUUUUCUGAAGCUCACUCCCUAGUCCCCAUACAGCCUACUAGUUUGCCGUGAUUUUACCAUGUGAUCCUAGAUGGCAGCACACCAUUAGGAAGAUAGGAUGUGAAUUUGGUUAAUUUGAGGAAAGUUGGAUAUAAAUGUUUUUUUUUUCUCCACACAUUGUAAAAAUACAUUUGGUCAAUUUGUGGAAAGUUGGAUAUAAAAGUAGUUUUUUUCUCCACACAUUGUAAGAAUAAACUAGCAGGAAUAUAGCUUUGUUUACACAGGCAGCCCAAUUCUUUUAAACUAAUUGGUCUUUUAACCAAUCACAUCAGAUCUUUUCCAGAGCUGAUCUGAUUAGUCAAAAUAGCCAUUAUUGGGUAAACAAAAUAUCAGAAUUGGGCUUCCUGUGUAAAUGCAGCCUAUGUAUUCUAUAUUAGCCAACUAGGCCUAAAUGUCGAUUUCUUCUCACUUGCAUGUCAUAAUUUGGUGGUGACCAAACAUAAACACAAUGGUAAAACAGACUUGUAAAGGCUGAAAAUGACAAGACCAUAUAGGCUUUUCUCUGAAGCCAGUUGGCUACCAAAUGAAAUGUUUUUGUAUGAAAUUGUCUUUGGUGCUUUGAAGUAGCCUAUUUUAUUUAACCUUUAUUUAACUUGGCAAGUCAGUUAAGAACAAAUUAUUUUUUACAAAGAUGGCCUACCCCAGCCAAAACCUAUGACUUCCCAUUUCCAAAGAUCAGAAUAAGUAUUUAAUAUUGUUGGUGCUAAGUUCACAAGCACAAACUUAAUAUCAUUCAAUAUGUAAUUCAGUGUAUUUACUUCAUUCACUUUCAUUGAUUGUGCACUUUUUUAGGCCUAUGUUUUGUUGUAAUAAAAUAAUAUAGGCAUACCAAUAUUACUGUCUUGUUUGUUCAUUUUCAUCUAUUGCCUUGAUAAAUAUGUUGCAGCAGUAACGGAUGCUUC